GCAGUAUGUCAUCGUUCACUCUUUCCUCACCUGAUCUGCAUCCGAUGGUCACCACUGCAAGGUCCACUGAGGGUAGCUCAAUGAAUACGGGGACUCUUUGUGACACGAAUGAGCCUAUGGAGGAGGUCUUCCGAAUCCGACCAGCGGAUAGGGAUAAUAUCAACCUCGCUGACUUCGAGUCCUUGGCGGAGAUGCUAUGGUCUCCUCAGCUCAUUAUAGAACUCGAUGCGGCCAAGCUGAGCCACUUGGAUAUCCUCAGACUAACCAGAAGUUGGACUACGUUGGCACUAAGAACGGGUCUCUCGGCCCGUCAAGUGAACCUCACGUCCCUCGGGGCGAGCCUCUCGAAUCUCCACCAAGUGGAGGCCCUGCGUAGGGUGUUCGAUGAGACCGCUGCUGCUGACUCGCGACGAGCUGAUCCGCCGCAAGUCAUUUGCCACACUAUCUUCAUAGCAUUUCCCGGUAUCGACCAAGUCACCAACGAGGUGGCCUCACAUUGUCUCCGCAUGGCCAAUGUAGUUGUCUUGCCUGCCAAAGACGGCUCACUCGUGACCAUCUCGAAGCCGACUCUGCGAAACCUUCAGGACAUCCCUCUGUCAAUUCGUAACACAGUCAUUGGAACCAUGAAGGGAGCCGAUCCAACUGUGGUCCCACAAGCCGAAGCCUCGACCGCUGGAGGCUUUAUACAAUGCGACUCUUGCGGGAAGAUGCGUUUGGUUGAUCGAAUCGCCUUGGCGGUCUCGCAGAAACUGCGGAGGUUCGAUUGCGGUAUGUUGGAGAAUACUCGGUGCAUGCAAGCAGAUGAGUGGAGGCCACAGUAUAGUCCCUUCGCGGGUGCCGAUGGAGUCCCUCCUGGAGCCGCCCAGAGAGUUGACUACACCAUCAAAGAGACUAAGCCAAAGACAAACAGCCUUUGUCAAGGCAUGGACCAAACGUUCUAA
Molecule: messenger RNA, 941 nt
Organism: Perkinsus marinus ATCC 50983
Lineage: Eukaryota; Perkinsozoa; Perkinsida; Perkinsidae
Exons: 6
Coding region: 6-941 (311 amino acids)
Source: RefSeq, a predicted model, not a curated record